CACCAUGUCUCUCAAAGAGGACGUGCAGAUCGAGGACCUUGCAGAGGUCCGUUCGGCCAGCACACUUGACCCCCCCGCAAAAGGCGUCGAUGCCGAAGUAGCAGAGUUCUUCGCCCAGAACCAUGUCCACACCAAGAUCGACGACGCCACCAACCGGCGCCUCCGCUGGAUGGUCCACAAGCGCGUCCUCCUCGUCAUGGUCGUCACCUACUUUGCCCAGACCUUGGACAAAGGGACCCUGAAUUUCGCAUCGAUCAUGGGUAUUAUCAAAGACACCCAUCUCGUCGGGCAGCAGUAUGCCUGGCUCACGACUUGCGUCUACAUUGCCAUAUUGGUCUGGGAGUUCCCAAGCAACCUCCUCCUGCAACGCCUGCCCGUCGCAAAGUUCCUCGCAUUCAACAUCAUGGCAUGGGGCGUCGUCCUAGCCUGCACCGCCGCCUGCCACAACUUCACCGGCCUCGUCAUCGUGCGCACCCUCCUCGGCAUCUUCGAAUGCGUCUGCCAGCCCGCCUUCGUCUUCCUGUCCACGAUGUGGUACACCCGGAAAGAGCAGGCACUCGUCAUCGGCUCGUUCUACGCCAUGAACGGCUUCCAGCAGUGCGUCGGCGGGCUCAUCGCCUACGGCAUCGCGCACGUCCACAGCGGCGCGAUCAAGAACUGGCAGCUGCUCUUCACGCUGCUCGGCUGCAUCACCGUGGUGUGGGGCCUGUUCGUGAUGUUCUGGCUCCCGGACAGCCCGAUGCGCGCCAAGUGCUGGUCGAAAGAGGACCGCGUGCUCAUCGCGGAGCGCGUAAGGGCGAACGAGACCGGCAUACAGAACAAGCAGUUCAAGUGGCACCAAGCCAUCGAGGGCUUCACAGACCCGACCGUCUGGGCGGUGACCUUCAUCUCCUUCACGAACGGCCUCCCCACCGGCGGGCUUGGCGCCUUCUCGAACAUCAUCCUCAGCGCUUUCGGCUUCACGCAGCUGCAGACGUACCUGCUCGCGAUCGCGCAGGGCGCGAUCAUCAUGGCGUUCCUGUUCAGCGGCGCGUGGCUCUCGACGCGGUAUAACCAGAAGCUGUUGUUUGCGUUCCUUUAUACGCUGCCGAAUAUCGCUGGGACGAUAGUAUUCCUGACCGUCCCGACCACGCCGCACACCAAAGUGGGAUUGCUGCUUGCAUUCUACUGCACGCAGGGGUUCGGCGCGGUCGCCAUCCUCAACCUCGCUGUCAUGUCUGGGAACGUGGCGGGCCGCACCAAGCAAGUCGUCGCGUCCAGUAUGGUCUUCAUAGCAUGGGCAGUCGGCAACGCAGUCGGUCCGCAAGUCUUCCGGAGCAACGACGCCCCGCGCUACACGAAAGCCUUCGUGGUGCACAUCGUCAUCUACGCGAUCCAGUGCACGGCCAUCGUCCUCCUGCGCGUGCACCUCAUGCGCCAGAACGUGCUCAAGCGCCGCGCGAAGGGCCUCGCGGCGACCAGGACGAGCGGGCAGCAUCCGAAUGAGCGGAUUGAGCAUAGACAUGCGUUUGAUGACCUUACGGAUAAGGAGAAUCCUGACUUCCGAUACGUUUACUGAGAGCUUUGGGUUCUACGACCCGCAUGUGCCCUGUUGUAAGAUAUAACGCCCUGAUGUAUUGCUAUAUUACCUGGAUCUAUUCUUUUUUACUCAG
Molecule: messenger RNA, 1652 nt
Organism: Gloeophyllum trabeum ATCC 11539
Lineage: Eukaryota; Fungi; Basidiomycota; Agaricomycetes; Gloeophyllales; Gloeophyllaceae
Product: MFS general substrate transporter
Exons: 18
Coding region: 5-1558 (517 amino acids)
Biological process (GO): transmembrane transport
Cellular component (GO): membrane
Molecular function (GO): transmembrane transporter activity
Source: RefSeq, a predicted model, not a curated record